UCUGUCGCCUUGUCGCUGGUUUUGUGCAACGUUAUAAACUAAUAAACAAUAUCAAAAUGAUCAAGAACGCCGUCUCUUUGGUGACCGGUGGAGCCUCCGGUCUGGGUCGCGCUACAGCCGAGCGUCUGGCCAGGCAGGGUGCCAGCGUGGUGCUCGCCGAUUUGCCUUCCUCGAAGGGCAACGAAGUGGCCAAGGAGCUGGGCGACAAGGUGGUCUUUGUGCCCGUCGAUGUCACCUCGGAGAAGGAUGUGAGUGCUGCCCUGCAGAUCGCCAAGGAUAAGUUCGGCCGCCUGGAUCUCACCGUCAACUGUGCCGGCACUGCGACGGCCGUGAAGACCUUCAACUUUAACAAGAAUGUGGCCCACAGGCUGGAGGAUUUCCAGCGCGUGAUCAACAUCAACACGGUGGGCACCUUCAAUGUGAUUCGCCUGUCCGCUGGACUGAUGGGCGCCAACGAGCCUAAUCAGGACGGGCAACGCGGCGUCAUCGUGAACACUGCCUCUGUGGCUGCCUUUGACGGCCAGAUCGGACAGGCUGCCUACGCGGCCUCCAAGGCGGCUGUGGUGGGCAUGACCCUGCCCAUUGCCCGUGACCUCAGCACCCAGGGCAUUCGCAUCUGCACCAUUGCCCCAGGUCUGUUCAACACACCCAUGCUGGCGGCCCUGCCCGAGAAGGUGCGCACCUUCCUGGCCAAGAGCAUCCCCUUCCCCCAGCGUCUGGGCGAGCCGAGCGAGUAUGCCCAUCUGGUGCAGGCCAUCUUUGAGAAUCCCCUGCUCAACGGCGAAGUCAUCCGCAUCGAUGGUGCCCUGCGCAUGAUGCCCUAGGAUCACUGACAGUAGGACACGACACACAUAUCAAUGAGCUCGAUCAGAUUGCAUUUAUCCCAAUAUGCCCAGAACGUGGCCUUGUAACGCUAACGCCGCCCUGUUUUACUCUAUUUCUAUUAAUUAAGUCAAGAGUUGUUGUAUUCUUCUGCCCCGAAAUUAUGUAAUA
Messenger RNA from Drosophila obscura, 993 nucleotides. It is a transcript of the gene scu, whose product is annotated as 3-hydroxyacyl-CoA dehydrogenase type-2. Lineage: Eukaryota; Metazoa; Arthropoda; Insecta; Diptera; Drosophilidae. The transcript is spliced from 2 exons. Bases 57 to 824 code for a protein of 255 amino acids. Gene Ontology annotation, biological process: fatty acid metabolic process; estrogen metabolic process; androgen metabolic process. Gene Ontology annotation, cellular component: mitochondrion. Gene Ontology annotation, molecular function: estradiol 17-beta-dehydrogenase [NAD(P)+] activity. The record is from RefSeq and is a predicted model, not a curated record.